Molecule: messenger RNA, 462 nt
Organism: Papaver somniferum (opium poppy)
Lineage: Eukaryota; Viridiplantae; Streptophyta; Magnoliopsida; Ranunculales; Papaveraceae
Product: inhibitor of trypsin and hageman factor-like
Exons: 2
Coding region: 22-243 (73 amino acids)
Biological process (GO): response to wounding
Molecular function (GO): serine-type endopeptidase inhibitor activity
Source: RefSeq, a predicted model, not a curated record
GAAACUAAAACCAAAAUAAUUAUGAAAAUGUCCGAGAAUCCGAUCAAAAUGACUUCAGAAUGCCCAGGUAAAAGUUCAUGGCCUGAGUUAGUUGGGUUUGAUGGGGAAACUGCAGCAAGAAUAAUUGAAAGAGAGAACCCUAACGUGAAUGCCAUUGUGUUGCUUGAAGGAACCCCAACAACCUUGGACUUCAGAUGCGAUAGGGUUUGGGUUUUUGUCAAUGAGGCUGGAAAGGCUCGAUGAAUUCAUGCAUGUGCAUAUACAUGGCAGUGAGCAUUGUUCUAAUGAAGUAUUUACUUGUAUCGUCCACUACCAUUAAAAUUUUAAAUAAAGGAUGAUGUAUUAUGUUUGUGAUUGUCUUAUUUUAGUUUGAAAAGCAGAUUACUUAGAUAUAAAUGUUGGAAAAAAAAUGGGUUUCACAAAGGAUGAAUGACACAGAGAAGAAAGUGUUGCACUCCAAAA